Momordica charantia (bitter melon) is the source of this 1713-nucleotide messenger RNA. RefSeq names its product non-intrinsic ABC protein 6 (gene ABCI7). The record is from RefSeq and is a predicted model, not a curated record. Lineage: Eukaryota; Viridiplantae; Streptophyta; Magnoliopsida; Cucurbitales; Cucurbitaceae. Gene Ontology annotation, biological process: iron-sulfur cluster assembly.
AGCCGAUGAGUCUCAGUAUUGGAAGCACAAGCUUCUCUCAUGGCUACCUUCACAUUCACUCCCCAUAUUGGGAGGCUCCCAUCUCCCUCAAUUCCCACUUCUUCAAAACGCAAAUUCAAAUUCAAUUCAGCUUCCAGCCCCAAAGUCUCUCUUCAAGCCUCCCCAUCUACGUUCUCCGACCCCUUCGUCCUCCAACUCGCCGAAUCUCUCGAAGACUCGCUCCCUUCCUCUUCUUCUUCCUCCCCGCCAUUCCCUCUCCAGAAACUCAGGGAAUCGUCCGCCGAGACUCUUCUUUCGACCCCAUGGCCGUCUCGCCGGGACGAGCCCUUCCGUUUCACGGAUGUUUCUUUCAUAAAGCAGUCCCAAAUCCACCCAAUUUCGAAUCCGCCGCAGUCCUCCCAGAUAUCGAGCAUCCCUGUAGAAACCCAAUUCGCCAAUAUCGUAAUCGUUGAUGGUCAUUUCAUCCAUUCGAUUUCCAAUUUGGCAGAAUUGCCAAAUGGGGUUUUCGUGGGCAGCUUGCUUGACCUCCCUCCGGAGAGUGUAGCGAAUAGGGUUUCUCAGUUUGUUGGUGGGAAGUUCGUCGGGGACCUGUUUUGGUCCAUUAAUGGCGUGGGAGCUCCAGAUUUGACUGUGGUGUAUGUCCCUGCUGGGUGUAAGGUGGAGAAUCCGAUCCAUUUGAGGUAUUUUUCGAUUAAUGGGGGGGAGGAGGGGUCGAAGGACUUGGCUGUUUCGAAUCCGAGAGUGUUGGUUUUGGUGGAGAAUGGGGGGGAGAUUGAGAUCGUUGAGGAGUUUUUGAGUGUGGAUGAGAGUAAGUACUACUGGGCAAAUCCUGUUCUGGAAGUAGUGAUUGGAAGUGGUGGAAAAGUUCAGCAUUCUUAUAUUCAGAACCAGUCUUUAGAUGCUGCACAUAUCAAAUGGACUUCUGUUCAGCAGGAUGCAACCAGUUCCUACGAGCUUGUCGAGAUAAGCACAGGUGGAAAAUUAAGUAGACACAAUGUGCAUAUCCAGCAAUUAGGACCAGAAACUACAACAGAAUUGUCAACUCUGCACUUAUCAGUUGGCAAUCAAACACAAGAUCUACAUAGUAGCUUAGUGCUCGACCAUCCACGAGGAUAUUCUCGACAACUUCACAAAUGUAUCGUCGCCAAUCCCCUAGGACAAGCUGUAUUUGAUGGUAAUGUAAAAGUCAACAGAUACGCUCAACAGACGGAUGCAGGACAACUAACAAGGAGUCUUCUUCUCGAGCCUCGAGCAACCGUGAACGUGAAACCGAAUCUUCAAAUCAUUGCUGAUGAUGUCAAGUGUUCGCAUGGGGCUGCUAUAAGCGACCUGGAGGAGACCCAACUCUUCUACUUCCAGGCUCGUGGCAUCGACCUAGAGACCGCGAGGAAGGCUCUGAUAUUGUCUUUUGGAGCCGAGGUGAUUGAGCGGCUGCCCUCCCCUUCGGUCCGCAAGAGAGUUGAGAAUCACAUGAAGGAAUUGUUGAACCCCUCACUUGAAAGAUCUUAAUCCUGAUCACUAGGGAAUAAAUGCAGGCCUUGAAAAUCAAGAAUUGUUAGCACAUUCGAUGGUAGUUGUUUUAUAUUGACCCAAUUCUUGUUGUAAUGUAUUUAUUGUAACAAAACUCAGUCUGGCUCUUCAAAGUCCCAAAAAAUUCUAAAAAAAAUAAGAUAAAAGAAAAAACAUGAAACUGUUUAGGGCUCGUUUCCCAAA